AUGUUGGAACCUGACCACAAACAUGUGGCGAGCAUAUUUAGUCACUAUGAAGUGACUGAAAAUUUGGGUAAAGGAUGUCAGGGCGUAUCAUAUAAGCUGAGACGUCUAGACAGUUCUGAAUUCUUUGUUUUGAAGAUGAUUGAAUGCAGAAGUUUGAGGCAUGCUUAUCUACUAUUUGACGAGUGUGUCCAGUUACAAAAUUUCACACAUGCUUUUGUAUCGAAAAUUAUGGAAGUUCGAGUAACAAUUAAUUCUCAAAAUUCGGCCAUUUACCUCUGUGUCAUUCGGAGAUAUAUCGAUGCCCCAAGUGUUGAAUCGAUAGUUCAGGAAAAUAUUGGGAAAAGCAGAGUGAAAUGGGAAUUAAUCUAUAAAGUUUUUGGAAGUGUACUGGAUGUCAUGUCUUCUGUUGCUAGGUUGAAAUAUGCUUCUCUUUAUUUGCAUCCUAGAAAUAUUUUUGUCAAUGAAACAACAUUCUGCAUAACUGAUGUCUGGGGUCCCAACCUGAUGAAAUAUAUUCGCGGAACGGAUGUUUUUGUACAGUCCUUUGAGCAAAUUAUAAACCCUGACCUUUUAAGUGAAAUACCUAUAGAAUGUCCACAAGAUGAAUUUUCUCGAAGACGCUUGCCUAGAUAUAUUCAGUGGUGUGCUCCUGAAGUUAGCAGAUUUGAAUCCACUGGCAAUGUUGAUGUAUGGGGUUUAGGCUGUAUCCUGACAAUCCUGAUAUAUGUCAAAUAUUUGUUGAAAGGUGAACAUAUUUCGGCAGUUAAUCUACUGAAGACAAAAGAAGAUGCAUUUAGUCAGAAGUUGUCUUCAAAGGAAAUGGAGACACAUAAAGAACUACUCACUUUAAUUUCCAAAAUGAUGAAAAUCAAUCCAAAUGAGAGAAUUACUCUUAGUGAUCUUCUGAAGGAUGUAUUCGUUCAAGCACUACUGAAACAAACAAAUUCUGAAUCUAUAAUGAGAACAAAACGACUGAUUGUUACAGAAGCCGAUAGACCAUUUCCAAUUAAUCAUUCUGAAGAUAUUAAAAUGACGUAUUUAAUCAACAACUGGAAACAUGAAAAUUGUGCACAGAAGGCUGUUUGUUGGUUUGCUGAAUGCAUUGGAGUCGAUAAAGACAUUAAAUUACCAUCAGAAUUACCAUUUCUAUUAUUCAAGUUAAUGCAUUUGCAUCAAUACAAUCUAUCAAUUGUUACAUCAUGCUUAACUAUAUUAGUUCAUGCUGUUGAAACUGGACAAAUGGAGUGUUUACUAACACGUACACGAUAUACUUGUGCAGAUGGUAGUGAUAUAAUGAAAAUUUUACCUAAAGAAAUUAAUGAUUUGAAAAAAUUUUGGAAAACAAAAAAUUUGAAUACUGUUCUAUCAGUAAUGCGAAAAUACUUUUAUCAUACUAGUAUACAAAAUUUAGGCUUCUCAUUUUUUGAUUAUCUAAUUAAUGCGAAACAUUUUACUGUCAAUAUGGAUAUUGUACAAGGCUAUUUAAAAACCUACGAUAGUAUAUUUAAAAAACUAAGAAAAAUUAAUUUAUCUCGUCAUAUUAUAGAAAUGAUGAAAUGUGAAUCUAAAGAGAAUAUUAAAAUAGCUAUAAAUUAUCUAUGGAAAUUUUGUAUUUACGAACCUAUUGCUCAAGAUAUGGCAAAAGCAGAUGCUCUAUCAAUAACUAUAGAGUUUAUGCAGUCUAAUUAUACGGAUUGUGAAAUUUAUACUAACGGCUCUUUGGUAAUUGUAUCCCUCUUACAGAUUGAGUUUGUAGCAAAUCAAAUCGUGAAAUAUAAUAAUUUAGUUCCAAUGUUAUUACGUGGUUUGAUUAUUUUCAAAGCUUUACCAAACACUAUUUGGAGUAUAUGUUUAUGCCUACAAAUUGUUAUAAACUUAUCAGAGGAAUUCGCUUUGCAAUUUAUCAGUGAAAUUGAUGAAAUUGCUCCAAUGGAGGAUGGAUUUGAUAUUCUCUAUUCUAUUUAUAAGAAUCAUUAUGACAAUACGAAUGUCAUCGAAGCACUGUUGAAACCGAUCAAGUCUGUACUACAAUACGAAUCUUAUUGAAAGUGCUCGACUAACUCUGUCCAAACUUGAAAAACUUACUACAUAAAAAGAGAAAAAGAAAGCAUGUAAUUUCAUGAAAAUGUAAUCUCCUUGUACGCAUAACAACCAUGGUUAUGCAAGUGUCAGGAAAUGAAUUAUACUAACUAAUAAAUUUAUUUUUAAGUAAUUGACUUUAAAAUAUUAAAGUUUAGUCUUACUUUUCCACCUAAACAUUUCUGUGG
Messenger RNA from Trichobilharzia regenti, 2267 nucleotides. The record is from the annotation of a GenBank genome assembly. NCBI's taxonomy places the organism in Eukaryota, Metazoa, Platyhelminthes, Trematoda, Strigeidida, Schistosomatidae.